Messenger RNA from Triplophysa rosa, 935 nucleotides. RefSeq names its product guided entry of tail-anchored proteins factor 1 (gene get1). The coding region runs from base 46 to 558 and encodes 170 amino acids. Gene Ontology annotation, biological process: tail-anchored membrane protein insertion into ER membrane. The transcript is spliced from 5 exons. The record is from RefSeq and is a predicted model, not a curated record. NCBI's taxonomy places the organism in Eukaryota, Metazoa, Chordata, Actinopteri, Cypriniformes, Nemacheilidae.
AUUGUGGAGUGUGUAUUGGGGCUGGAUCAGGCUGACGAACAGAAAAUGGCUACCGGGUUUAACUGGUUUCUUGUGUUGAGCUCUGUGUUUUUGUGCAACCUCGUGAAAUCGUCCCUGCCGUCCAUUUCUUCAUGUCUGUCAAAGCUCUUUCAGAAAGAUGCUGAACAGGAGACGGAGAUGCGGACGGAGAUCCAGAGCAUGCGGAUGGAGCUUUCCACCGUCAGUAUGAUGGAUGAGUUUGCCAGAUACGCUAGAUUGGAGCGCAAGAUCAACAAAAUGACGGAUCGGCUAAAGACUCUAGUCAAAUCCAGAACUGCACAGCAGGCAAAAAUGAAGUGGAUUGUGAAUAUUGCAUUUUACAUUCUCCAGGCAGUGCUUAUGAUCUCUCUCAUAUUGAAGUAUUAUGCAGACCCAGUUACAGUGGUGCCCAGUAAAUGGAUUUCUCCACUAGAGAGACUGGUAGCUUUUCCAUCUGGAGUCACAGGUGGUGUUGGAAUCACAUGCUGGCUAGUUGUCUGCAACAAGGUGGUUGCCAUUGGUCUACAUGCUGUCAGUUAAACCAAGUUACCUCGGUGUUGUUUCAGUGUUGUCGCAAGAUAAUUAUGCAGUGACUGGAUCUUUGGUACUUGCUUAAAGUUUGUAUCAAGUUCCAUGUGAAAUGAUGCCAUUGAUUUUUAACCACUGCUCAUUAUAGGUCUGUAAUAUAUUGCUUUUAAAAAUACAAAUGUUGCAAACAUGUUAUUUCUUUUCUGGUUUAAAUAUGUUCUAUUGUCAUAUAUUUUGAUUUCAAAUUGUGACCAACAAAAUGUUAUAAUUUAUUAUAAUUAAUUGUACUGUAUAUUUGGAUUUCUUUUUACAUUUGUUUGUCAAAGCCUGUACCACCAAUAUUUAUUCCACUGUGUUUGUCCAUAUCCAUGCAUUAAAAUGUGCAAAUG